AAGUGACGAACGAUGUGACCUGGGAGGAUUCGCUCAUGGUCGGCCUCGAGGGAGCUCUCCUGGGAUGUGCUUACAAUGCAUUAUCCUGUCGCUCAUGUGGCUUGAUUGUGGGCUUCAUUCUUUAUUCUGCCUCCAGUGACCUGGCGUAUCUCCGAGGCUGCUUCUCUUUCUUCAAGGACAGCAUCCUCUGUUACCUCUUAAAAAAACAAAUGAUAAUAGAAGCUUCUAAGGUGAAUUUUCCUGCUGUGACCUUAAAGGAACAACUGCAGAAACUGAAAGAAAAGCUUGUGGAGGUCCAUGCUCGCAUGGAAUUGCUGAUGAAGAAGCUGGAGGAAGUGGAACAAAAGAAUAACAUAGCAGAAGGCAAAGCUCUGCAUCAGAUGCAGUUGGCCUACUGCCAGGAUAUGCAAUAG
Molecule: messenger RNA, 413 nt
Organism: Pelecanus crispus (Dalmatian pelican)
Lineage: Eukaryota; Metazoa; Chordata; Aves; Pelecaniformes; Pelecanidae
Source: RefSeq, a predicted model, not a curated record